Phaeodactylum tricornutum CCAP 1055/1 is the source of this 660-nucleotide messenger RNA. RefSeq lists its product with no specific name. The transcript has 2 exons. The coding region runs from base 1 to 609 and encodes 202 amino acids. NCBI's taxonomy places the organism in Eukaryota, Bacillariophyta, Bacillariophyceae, Surirellales, Neidiaceae. The record is from RefSeq and is a predicted model, not a curated record.
AUGUUUUUGCCCGGUCGUGCGGCACAGCAAGAAAAGCAGGAGAAAAGACUUGUGUUGAAGCAGAUUGAACAAUGGUGUGAACUUCUCGUGCCGGAACGGCUGCGUUCUGACGUUGUCGUCAGCGUUCAAGAAGUUCAGUGCGGAGAUCCGCAGUGUUCUCCGAUUGAUACCGCCAUUACGAUCGUGUUCGAAAGUGGUGGUCAAGGCAUGAUGGGACUACCAAUGGAAGCCAAAGAGGUCACCGAGGAGGAAUUACAACACGUGUUCCCACCAGCAGAGAUUCUGGAAAAGUGGUACAGAGGUGAGGACGCGGAGUGGCCCGUAGAGGAGCCUUUAGAACUACGAUUCGAGGUGGGAUUUCAGGUUCUCUGUCGCGUGGGGCCGACGGAAUGGGCACCGGGUGUAGUCAAGGAGCUGUGGUACCGAGAACCGUCGUGGCCAGAAGGCAGCUUUGCUCCUUACAAAAUUCGAUUGGGAGAUGGAAGGGAUAUUUACGCACCAGCUGAUGUCGACCAGAUUAUAAGGCUAAAUCCAGCUGUGGAACAACCGAAAAUAGCCAAUAAUACGACAGCUUUGUCGAACAGAGAAGCAGCGACUACAACCGAAUAAUCGUAUGUGGCCAUGUGUUGGAAAGUAAAAAGACCAUGUAUGGAUUUAAGA